Messenger RNA from Microbotryum saponariae, 3097 nucleotides. NCBI's taxonomy places the organism in Eukaryota, Fungi, Basidiomycota, Microbotryomycetes, Microbotryales, Microbotryaceae. The record is from the annotation of a GenBank genome assembly.
AUGAAUGGCCCCGACGAUGCCCAAGCCAACAUUGAACGCUCGGCAAGGGACCUCAUUCGAGGUUACCCUUUGGCAGCCGGUCUGACCUCGGUCGCGGAUGGUGAGUCAUCUUCCUGGCCCGUACGUCAUCCGUCGCGCGUCGCACCCGGCUGUCGUCGCGGCGGAAGGCCAAUGUCAAAAAAAAACGGCAAAGGAUGUCACGAACGAUCGGCCAACCUCGAGCUGACCCACUUUACGCACCGUCGUCUAUUCCCUCAACCUCGACCACCGCUCUCACAGUCAUCAACCACCUGCCCCCACCCCGGCCGUGCACGCCGACGCUGUUCGCGCACCCAUCCUCGCUCUCCCUCCACGCCGGCCCCCACGAGCCCCUGUUUGAGCAAUUCGCGCAAGAGAUUGGGACCCUACUCGACCCGACACCGAGCAGCGACCCGUACAUCGAGCAAUGGCGCCAGAUGGAGAUGGGUCGAGCCGCUGAGGCGUUGCAGCAACCGGUACAAGCGUUCGCGCAUCAGGGCUAUCCUCAAGGGUCAGUCCCACAGCAAGCGCACACGCCGACGAAAGACUAUGCGAAGCUGCAAUGCUAACCCUACUGCCCACUACCACAGAACCACCUCCAGCCCGCCCUACUCUGUCCACCCCUCCCCGACGGGGAUCGUCGCACCGCCGGCGAAGACUCUGACCUGGCAACUGCUCGACACGAUCGGCUUCCCUUACCCACCUUUACCUUCCAUGCCCAGGGUUGCACAGAGUCCGAACGCGGACCGUACCUCGACGACGGACCUCGAUCACUCGCAAAGUGCGACCUUUUUCGAACAGUACCUCACCGCAGAGGCGCAAGGCCGCCUCGCGCGCGCCCCACCCCCACCUUCGCUGCUGUCGUCCCCGUCAAAGUCGUCGACGAGCUCGCUGAUGAUGGCGCAAACCCCACCCCGAGCGGGACCGGUCAACACCGUCUUUUCGCGCGAAAACUCCGGGUGCAAGCCGCCGCGAAUGCUGCCACCGACGAGCUCGCCUGACCCGCUGCUCAUGUCCGGUGGCCCGUCGAAUUCCUUCAACGGCCACCGCUACGCCCGUCCGCCUCAGUCGAGCAGCCCCACUGCUUCGCCCUCGCGACACCCUUCGUUCACGCUCGAGAUCGAAGUCGACGCUUCUCACAGCCCCAAACGACCCCUCGCGGCCUACGGUACGACCGAGUCGCAGCGCGCGCACAUGCUCGUCGACGAGGAUCACGAGGUCCAGACCCCUCACGCCGCCGCGGGGAUGGAGAGCGCCGUCAAGCGCUUCAAGCUGGGCACGAGUAGCGACGCCGACGGGGGCGAUUCAUCUUCGGCCUCGACGUCGCGCGCACUCCAGUCGGGCAAAGGCACGAUCAAAGCCAACGCUGCGCAAGGCGUCGUCGAUCGUCUUUCGGAUCUGCUCGCCGAUCUGUUUUCGAGCGACGACUCGUACAUCAACGACACGUCCUCGUCGCACGUCCACGCCGCCGCAUCCACCGCUCCGAACCUCGCCAGCGAAAACAAGCUGUUUUUCAACGAAUCGGCGACGACGAUCGACGGGUUGCCGCUACUCGACGGCGCCGCGCUGCGCACCUUCAUCCAGCAGCUGUCGAACGUGCACGCCAAGCGCGCCGGCGAAGACUUGCUCGAGGACGUCGAAGAAGGCGGUGUUGCACGUUUGCUCAAGAUUGUCGAACGCAGCUGGAGGGGGGUCGAAGAGCUCAGGGUGUGGCCCCACGUCGUCGCGAACAAGGAAACGAGUGGUGGAGGCGGUGGCGGGCUGCGUUCUGCGUCCAACGGCAAGCGGGCCAAGUUUGCGCGACGCGGCUCGUCCGAGUCACCGCAGAAAGGGCGCGGGUCGAGGGGCAGUUCACGCGCCGUCGAGAGCGAAGAAGAGCUCGAGUACGAUCUCGACGAAGACGCGACGACGAUGACGACCAGGCCACGCUCCCCCAAGUCUCGUUCCCGCACCCCAAGCGCCGCCAACGCCCUGAUGGACGUUGAUGGAGUCGAAGCCGCCGACGUCGAACCCACAGCCGCGACAGGGGACGAGCGCGUGUGGACCGACGACACGCUCGACGACUUUGACCGCCCCGCUCGCCACAUCGCCGACGCCGUGCUCGCGAUCCGCGUCGCCCUGCUCGUGCUGACGAUGACCUCGCUCCCUAAAUCGCUCUACUCGGUCGACUACCUCCUCUCGAUCCUCGCGAGUCUGCGCUACGCUUUCGAUGCGCUCAUCUUCCCCCUCGUCGAAGCCCAGACGGAUUCGCACCUCACCGAUCUGCUCGCCAUGCGACGCACCGAGAUCCAAGCACUGUGCGAAUCACUCGCCGCGACGACUCCGCUCGUCACCCGUCUCGUGCAGCAGCAAGAGUUGUCGGAGGAGAUCGUCAUCUCGAGCGUCUACUUUGCCCUGGGCCCCUUUUUCCACGAGGCAGCUCCUGCUCCGACAGGGAAGGGGAAAAAAGUCGACACCAACGUCGCUGCGCUCGCGAUGAAGGGUUUGCGCAUGGCCUCGCUCGGGUUGACCCGGGCCCUUUACGGAAGGUACGCCGACCAACGAGCGUGGAUCAUGGAAGAGGUGCUCGGUAACUUGACCAAGCUCGACGUCGCGAAGAAGGGUCGCGGUGCCAUCCGGUGAGUAUUUUCACCCCUCUUGGCUCGUCGGCCAAACUGAUUCUGAUUCUCACCGAAUCCCGGGAUAGGCUUCGCAAUGGUUCGUCGAUCCACACGCUCUCGGCAUUGAUCCUCAACCUCGUGCAGACAUGCGAGACCGGUCUGUGUGCUCAGGUCGCGUCUCGCAUCGCCGGAGAUGACCAGAGUGGACUCGGUCUCUCCUUCUCGCCCGCUUUCUCGCCCACCAUCGACGAGGACAACGACGAACUCUCCUGGGAUCCUGCCCCGCACCAAAACGAUGCUGCAGCCAAUGGAAGUGUCGUCGAUGCACUCGACGUCGCCUACCGCGACCUCGUCAAGCCGGCACUCGAUGCGGCGACCAAGAGCGCCUACACCGUCGUCUCGUACCUCUUGACCAAGUCGUCCAAGGCCGGCAAAGCGUCGAGCGGCUCGAUCGAGACCGAGUACCGCGCCGUCUUUGA